Molecule: messenger RNA, 696 nt
Organism: Emiliania huxleyi CCMP1516
Lineage: Eukaryota; Haptophyta; Isochrysidales; Noelaerhabdaceae
Exons: 2
Coding region: 1-696 (231 amino acids)
Source: RefSeq, a predicted model, not a curated record
AUGGCGAGAGUGAAGAAGAAGACUCUCCGAGAGUGGGACGACCGCCGCGACAACCAAGGCUGCACCGUGCCUCUGUGCACAGAGUCAAAAGUCGCCCUCCGCCGGGUCGAGGCGCACCGGUAUAACUGCAACAAGGCGGAGGACGAGUACGACGCGGACGCGCGAAGGCUUCCCAUCUGCGACGCCACCUGUUCCAGCUGCCGCCUUUGGGCUGCGCUCCACCGCACGCGGAUCGUCUGCCCAGAGGCCGACUCUCUCGUGAGCGGGAUUGAGCAGGACCUGCAGUGGGAGAGCGCCGACGAGGAGGCCACCCGGACGCCGAGGACAGCGGCGAGGUGGGCGGGCUGGGCGAGAGCGGCCGCGUUGGGCUGGCCGGCGCCGCAGCCCGCAGCAAAGGACGGACCGCCCGCCCCGCCAGAGCCGCAGGGCGUCGCGCGCAGGGGUGGCGGUGGCCUGCCGUCCCCGUCGCCGAGUGAGUGGCGCUCGUCGUGCCCCUGCGCGCCCGACCCCCGCGAGGAGUGCGCGGUGUGCUACGAGCCGCUUGGUGCACGCCAGCUCCACUGGACCUGCCCCACCUGCCGGGGGACGCUGCACUCUGCCUGCUGGAGUCGCUGGGCAGUCGAGAGCCGAGGCGAGGACAAGGCGCCGUCCUGCCCCCUCUGCCGCACCGGCGCCUCCUUUCGCCGCUAUGACUAG